This is a messenger RNA of Olea europaea var. sylvestris, 751 nucleotides long. RefSeq lists its product as uncharacterized. The record is from RefSeq and is a predicted model, not a curated record. Bases 134 to 637 code for a protein of 167 amino acids. Lineage: Eukaryota; Viridiplantae; Streptophyta; Magnoliopsida; Lamiales; Oleaceae. Gene Ontology annotation, molecular function: protein binding. The transcript has 2 exons.
CGAUUUGACAGACACUACCUUGCAUGAAUUUUUGCAAAUUAAAUUUAAAACAAAAAACCAUGAAUUUGUGAUAUAAGUCCUUUCUUCUCUCAAUUUUCAUUUUCAGUUUUUAGUCGAUAUCAUAGUCGAUUCAAUGGAAUUCCCAGAAUUAUCUUUGGCUCCCAAUUAUGAAUCUUUUGAUCCAUCUGAUGCAAGUCUUCCUAUGAAGAGGAAAUGGAUGAAUACAGAAUCUCCUAGUGUUGAUCUUCAGCUCAAAGACCCCCUUCCCUUGGAUUGGGAGCAAUGCCUUGAUCUUGAAUCGGGAAGAAUGUACUAUCUAAACCGGAAAACAUCGAGAAAAGCGUGGAACCGGCCGGAAGAACAGAAGAUUGAUCUCGAUCUGAACAUAUCAAUCUGCAGUGAGAAACAAAAUAAUUGGGGCUCAGAUAAUCAACAAGAAAUGAUCAAUGAACAGCAGCAUUCAUCAAGCAGCAGCAGCAUGAUUGCUUUAGUUUGUUCAAAUUGUCAUCUUCUUGUAAUACUUUCAAGGACUUCUCCUUCCUGUCCUAACUGCAAGUAUGUUCACUCUCUUGCAACAUCACCACAAGCUCGGCCCGACUCGUCCGUUUCGUCUUCCUAUCGCAACUUAAGCCUUUGAACAAGAUAUAUAUCCAUAUAUAUGUAUCCUGUAAGGUGUUGCCAAAUAAAUUGUACUGUAUGUAUUCCUUUUUUAAACUUCUUAUCAAUGAUUUUUAUGGGACAUCUAUUUAUA